AUACAAGAGUGAUAUAAUAAAGAGAAUGAGAAUUGAUUGAUACUCUGUUAUUACAUGCUCGAUGCAGAGAAAAAGAUGGCGGCGGUGAAGAGAAUCGGAGUGGUGGGUGGCGGCCAAAUGGGAUCGGGAAUAGCCCAAGUCGCAGCCAUGAAUGGCAUCGACGUUUGGCUCUACGACCUCGACCCACGCGCGCUUUCCACCGCGUCCUCUGCAAUCGCUUCCUCCAUCACACGCCUCGUUUCCAAAUCGCACCUCGCUAAGGGCUCUGGCGAUGAUGCGCUGAAACGACUGCGUUUGACCUCGAAUUUGGAGGAGUUGAACCUUGCCGACUUCAUUAUCGAAGCUAUUGUAGAAUCGGAGGAUGUGAAGAAAAGUUUAUUUGUUAAAUUGGAUAAGAUAGCUCAAAAAUCCGCAAUUUUGGCGUCCAACACCAGUUCCAUUUCCAUCACUCGCUUAGCUUCUUCUACGACAAGGCCGCGUCAGGUGAUAGGAAUGCAUUUUAUGAACCCUCCGCCUUUGAUGAAGUUGAUUGAGAUUGUGCGAGGCGCUGACACUUCUGAAGAGACAUUUGUUGCUACGAAAGCGUUGUCGAAAAGGCUUGGCAAGACAGUUAUAACCUCUCAGGAUUAUUCAGGCUUCAUAGUAAAUCGAAUCCUAAUGCCUAUGAUAAAUGAAGCAUUUUUUUCUCUAUAUACUGGUGUUGCAACCAAAGAGGAUAUUGAUACAGGAAUGAAGCUGGGUACUAACCAUCCAAUGGGUCCUUUAGAGCUUGCAGACUUCAUUGGGUUGGAUGUGUGCUUGUCAAUAAUGAAAGUUCUUCAUACUGGCCUUGGAGACAAUAAAUAUGCACCCUGCCCUCUGCUUGUGCAGUAUGUUGAUGCUGGCCGACUUGGAAGAAAACGAGGUAUUGGCGUGUAUGAUUACCGUGAACCAAGGUCUACAGAAUCAUCUUCCCGUCUCUAAAAUGUUUGGUUGGCUUGGAAGAAUGAGUUUUCUAUACUCCAUGUUUUAAUGUCUGAAUGUGGGGCACACAGCUCAAGUUGAAUACUUGAAUGGAAUGCAGUCAUGUGAUCUCUUUUCCUUUGCACGUGUCGUAGUUUUGAGAGCAGAAACUGUUGUCAUAAGAUUAAUUUGUGUGCAUUUACUGAUACUUAUCCAAUUCAUGUUGUUAUCAAGAUGGUUGGUCCCUCACUUUGAGCUUCAAUCUAGAGGGAAUUAGCUAUUCUUUCAUGUGUAAUCUGCAGUGUUACUGUGCUGCAGACUGCUUAGAGUUUGUGCUUUUUCUCAAUAUGAAAUAGUAUAUUCAGAUUCAUGAGGAAAAAGAAAACAGUACUUUGAAAACUGAAGGCAGUUUGUAUUGAGUUCAGUACAAGCAUUUUGCGGAAAGUGUACAUUUCAAGUUCAUCAACGCAAAGGGUGAGGGAGGAGGAUCCUCUUCAUUCACUGGAUUACCAUUACGAGAGAGACACGCAUAUUUUGUAGGUCCUAAUGGACCGUCCAGUAAAUUA
This is a messenger RNA of Abrus precatorius (Indian licorice), 1508 nucleotides long. Its product is annotated as 3-hydroxybutyryl-CoA dehydrogenase. NCBI's taxonomy places the organism in Eukaryota, Viridiplantae, Streptophyta, Magnoliopsida, Fabales, Fabaceae. Gene Ontology annotation, molecular function: NAD+ binding; oxidoreductase activity, acting on the CH-OH group of donors, NAD or NADP as acceptor. The transcript has 4 exons. The coding region runs from base 55 to 963 and encodes 302 amino acids. Gene Ontology annotation, biological process: fatty acid metabolic process. The record is from RefSeq and is a predicted model, not a curated record.